Molecule: messenger RNA, 774 nt
Organism: Pecten maximus
Lineage: Eukaryota; Metazoa; Mollusca; Bivalvia; Pectinida; Pectinidae
Product: involucrin-like
Exons: 1
Coding region: 1-774 (257 amino acids)
Source: RefSeq, a predicted model, not a curated record
AUGAACAGGAUGAACAGGACAGAUAGGAGAGCAGGGCUAGUUCAGGAGCCCGAACAGGACAGAGGGCAGGUUCAGGAACCCGAACAGGACAGAGGACAGGUUCAGGAGCCUGAACAGGAUGGAGGGCAGGUUCAGGAACUUGAACAGGACAGAGGGCAGGUUCAGGAACUUGAACAGGAUAGAGGGCAGGUUCAGGAACUCGAACAGGACAGAGGGCAGGUUCAGGAACUUGAACAGGACAGAGGGCAGGUUCAGGAACUCGAACAGGACAGAGGGCAGGUUCAGGAACUCGAACAGGACAGAGGGCAGGUUCAGGAACUCGAACAGGACAGAGGGCAGGUUCAGGAACUCGAACAGGACAGAGGGCAGGUUCAGGAACCCAAACAGGACAGAGGGCAGGUUCAGGAACUUGAACAGGACAGAGGGCAGGUUCAGGAACCCAAACAGGAUGGAGGGCAGGUUCAGGAACCCAAACAGGAUGGAGGGCAGGUUCAGGAACUCGAACAGGACAGAGGGCAGGUUCAGGAACCCAAACAGGAUGGAGGGCAGGUUCAGGAACUCGAACAGGACAGAGGGCAGGUUCAGGAACCCAAACAGGAUGGAGGGCAGGUUCAGGAACUCGAACAGGACAGAGGGCAGGUUCAGGAACCCGAACAGGACAGAGGGCAGGUUCAGGAGCCCGAACAGGACAGAGGGCAGGUUCAGGAACCCAAACAGGAUGGAGGGCAGGUUCAGGAACUCAAACAGGAUGGGGGGCAGGUUCAGGGACUUUAA